GUCGUUCAAUCUUUACGGCACUUGUCUCGCUUUAAGAUUCUCUCCAUGGUUCGUCGAGAUCAUAUAUCGGCUUUGUCUCUGCCUCCCGUAUUGAUCGGCUACCUUCUUGAGAAACAGUGCUACGCUGAAUCAUUAGAUGACUUUGAGAAGGCUGUACGUGACCGGGCUCCUCUUUUGUUUCCUCUCACUUCUGGAAACACUGCUGCUGUCGCAUUCGGUCAGACUUCGAACGCGUCUCCUGACACCUUAAGCGUUUCUGUCACUAUUAGCACGACUACCACCACUUCCAUCAGUAAUAUCUCUAUCGCCACCACGGUAGCGUCUUCAGCCAUUGUCCCUCCUCCAGUCAUUGGAGAUGGAGCGGAAGUUCCAUCAUCCCCAGAUAGACCUACUUUUACUGGACAUGCUACGGACUCCCCAAACCUCUUAGGAGGGGCUAGAAUUGUGAAUAACGGCCAAGCAAAUAGCUAUACUCUAGCUAGUAUUAAUGGACCACGAGCCCCGAUCCCGUCAAACGUUGUAUCAAAUACAUUACAGCAACCAACAGACAGCAUUAGUCCGGUGGCCGAGUCACCUUGUGCAUCCUCGAAUAGAUAG
Molecule: messenger RNA, 597 nt
Organism: Protopolystoma xenopodis
Lineage: Eukaryota; Metazoa; Platyhelminthes; Monogenea; Polystomatidea; Polystomatidae
Source: the annotation of a GenBank genome assembly